AAAGUGAUCUGCGCUAAGGCUGCUGUUAUGCCUCUUGGCAGACGCAGGUGCUUGUCUGUUUCAAGCAACCCAACCGUUGUCCCGCUCGACUUUGCAGUUAGCGCUCGAACGUAGCGCAGACGGGAUGUCAACUUUAGAGAGUAAAAACGAGGUGUUUCCGUCUUGGCUCCAGCCACUGGAGGACCAGAUCCACGUGCCGCUCGACCUUCAGUCAGGCCAAGACGAUGGUGCAGGCAGACCGAGGAACGACCUCGCAGGCUGUGUCUACAAUGGUAGGUAUAUUUGAACUCCGACUACUCCUCCAUUUCUCUUUCUUCCAAUCACUCGGACACGAACGUGCCAAACGUUCGUGCUCUCCCUAGAAGCUUGCUAAGUGAUGCGUGGAAGCGACGAGAAGGUCGCCUUGCGCAUUGGUGAAUCUUUUAGUCCGGUCUUACCACGUGAGCAUGUCCGGAGAGUCCAGCGAACAGCCUUGUAUAUCUCUGUCGCGCUGAAUGUCCUCCUGACAGUGGCCCUGUGCGGGUAUCAUUACCGUACGAACCCUACGGAGUUGACACCCUAUGCGCGACUAGGGUUUCGAAGAACAGCAUGGACCUUCUCAACACCGUACGGCAUUCUCGACCAGAAUAACGAGACGGAGCGCUUAUGGAACUCGUACUCUUCCAACAGCGCGGUGACCAUUGACUCGGCAACGGCAAAGUUGUGGAAGCUGCCCGUCGCAAAGUCGCUUUCUAAUGAUGCGAAUGUAGGCCUUUACCAUGUUAGCGGACUGUAUUCCAUGAACUGCUUGAAGCGACUACGAGAGGCUAUGGUGCAGUCUCAGCGUGGCGGCACGCCUAUCGAGACAUCUUCGGAGCUGGGCCAUUGCUUGGAUGUUCUUAGGCAAGACCUGGACUGCUUGUCAGAUGACACCCCGAUGUAUACACCGAUGCACGCCGGCACGUAUCCAGGGGAGGGGCAGUUGCGCAAGUGUAGAGAUCGGAGACGGUUGGAAAAGUGGUAUUCUGCAUUGGGACAACCUUGAACGCGUGUCACAAGGUCGAUCAGCUAAGAUGCAACAAGUCUCCUGAGCUUUCCGAGUGUAGGCGAAGUCAGUCGCAAGAGAUUUAGAUCUUGCAUUUCGGACCUUUGGUGUCCUCGGGAAGCACACUUAAGCGUUGCGCAUUCUGGCCGCAAGAAGCCUAGGGUUGACGCCUCAAAAGAAAAAGGCAGUCCAGAUCAGGCCGCCAUAUGCUCAAGACUGUCUGUGCAAUGGCAAAGGACGGGAAAGGACGGCAAAGGACAGGGCAUCGUGUUUGGGUGCCAGUUGUGAGCACUUGUAAAACGGGUUCAUCUCAUUUCCACGACCAAGUUACCAGCGCGGUCGGAAACGGCCUGCGCGAGCGAGGGACUCCCCUAGCCUUUGGAUGCCUCAGUCGAGCGGACCAUAUACGAGCAUGAGUCUCGAGCUUAACCAGCUGAUGGAAUGAUAGGGGCUGGCUGUCAACGA
Baudoinia panamericana UAMH 10762 is the source of this 1489-nucleotide messenger RNA. RefSeq lists its product as uncharacterized. Gene Ontology annotation, biological process: mycotoxin biosynthetic process. The transcript has a single exon. The coding region runs from base 377 to 1024 and encodes 215 amino acids. NCBI's taxonomy places the organism in Eukaryota, Fungi, Ascomycota, Dothideomycetes, Mycosphaerellales, Teratosphaeriaceae. The record is from RefSeq and is a predicted model, not a curated record.